Caenorhabditis bovis is the source of this 681-nucleotide messenger RNA. The record is from the annotation of a GenBank genome assembly. Lineage: Eukaryota; Metazoa; Nematoda; Chromadorea; Rhabditida; Rhabditidae.
AUGGGUAAAGAAGAGAAGUCUAAAAGCAAGGGUCGUGCUGAUAAGAAGAAAUUGACAUCAAAAGAAGAAGUGAAGAAAAUGACAUCGAAGGAAGAAACGAAGAAGAUGACAUCGAAGGAAGAAGCGAAAUCUGAAAUGAAGUCUGAAAUUAAGACCGAAGCGAAUACAGUAGGAGAAAAGAAAAAGAAAUGUCAGAAGGAACCAGAGAAGGAUAGAAGAUCGAAAGAAAAAGACGAAGAAGAAAAAAAGGCAGACGAUAAAAGAGAAAAUGACGAAGGCGAAGAAAAAUCCGAAAAUUCCGAGGUUCCUAUUAAUAUCGAUCCCGAGGAGGCCAAUUUCCCACAUUCUGGCGGAAAAUCCGAGCAUAUCAUUGUUAAUUUUACUAACAAAAGGAUGGCUUUAAAAGUUAGAUGCGGAAGCAAAUAUUAUCGAGUAGAUCCAACAUAUAUGAUAAUCGAACCAAAUAAGUGUCGCCAAUUGAACAUCACCCGAUUAGCCGGUCCCAUUGGAACUGAUAAAAUUGUAGUACAGUAUUAUGAAUGUGAUAAGGAUUCUACAGAUGCAAAAGGAGUUUUCAAAGUUGCUGAUGCUGAAGGAAAGAAUAUUCCGAACAUUAAAAUAAAACUAAUCGCAUCAGCAAAAGGUGGUCCGAAAAUGUCGCGAGAACUCGUUGAUGAAUAG